AUGAGAUCCACUACAGUCACACUCUUCCUUGCGUUGUCACUCCAUGCCGUAAUGGCCACCCAACACACCCAGUGCUAUGAGUUCUUCAUGUGGAAAGACAAAUGUGUUUGGUCUGCCGCCGCGACUAACCAAAGAUGUCCUGUGCCACCGAAAGAUCACGAAGCUCCAGUCAAAACGGUGAGCUCAUUGCUCUGCUUGUUUGCUUUGCUCGAUUUUCGAAAGAAUUGCCGUUUAGAGCGCCGAUAUGACACCACCAGAGGGAUCUGUGGCUUUUACAACUCCACCACUGAAGCUGGUGUGUGCCUCUGGAGCGGACCUGAGCAAAAAGACCCAACUUUGAAAACAGCUGGAUGGCUUAACUCGCAGAAGACGUCUAACUGCGGGAAGAGAGUAUAUAUCCAAAGAAAAGGGAAGCCCGAAACUGUCCAGUAUGUCAAGGUUCUUGAUGGCUGCAGCUUCAAAACUAAACAUCGGAUUCCGGGAUGCUUCGACAUUGCUGUUACUAUUGACCUCUUCAACCGAUUUAAUCCCACCGCCGAAGAAAAGGCGUCUGGGCUCCUGUUAAAUGGAUUGAGCUGGGACUUUGAUAACAUCAACAACGACAACACCCAACAGGCCCCAGUCUAG
Puccinia triticina is the source of this 627-nucleotide messenger RNA. RefSeq lists its product as uncharacterized. The record is from RefSeq and is a predicted model, not a curated record. The transcript is spliced from 8 exons. Lineage: Eukaryota; Fungi; Basidiomycota; Pucciniomycetes; Pucciniales; Pucciniaceae. Bases 1 to 627 code for a protein of 208 amino acids.